Molecule: messenger RNA, 540 nt
Organism: Pseudomyrmex gracilis
Lineage: Eukaryota; Metazoa; Arthropoda; Insecta; Hymenoptera; Formicidae
Product: DNL-type zinc finger protein-like
Exons: 1
Coding region: 1-540 (179 amino acids)
Biological process (GO): protein folding; protein import into mitochondrial matrix; protein stabilization
Cellular component (GO): mitochondrion
Molecular function (GO): zinc ion binding; protein-folding chaperone binding
Source: RefSeq, a predicted model, not a curated record
AUGUUUUCCAUGUGGCGAACUUUUCGUUUUGGUGUGCAAUUAGCGUGCAACCGAUCCGUGCAUCACGGUCUUUUACCAAGUGUAUGUAAAACGAAUCAAUUAUCAAGCACGAUCGUCAGAACAUGUCAUCACAAUCGGCCUGCUUAUAAAAGUGAUGAUUGCAAGGUGUCAAUUAAAUUAGAAAACAAACUAAAGUUAAUGUUCACAUGCAAAAAAUGCAAAACAAGAAACAGUAAACUAAUAUCAAAGUUGGCAUAUGAUAAGGGAGUGGUAAUAGUAAGAUGUGAAGGUUGCAAGAACAAUCAUCUUAUUGCUGAUAAUCUAGGAUGGUUUUCGGAGACAAAUCAAAAAAUAAAUAUAGAAAAACUUAUGGCUUUAAAAGGAGAGACUGUACGAAAAAAAUUGAAUGACAAAGAUGGUUAUUACGAAGCUGUUCUUAACGAAGAGUCGAAGUUACAUCAGCAAGAUGCUAACGAAUUAAAAGAUUCAAGUAAUGAAGAUAGUUCGGAAGAAAAACACAUGAAUUCCAAACAAAGUUGA